This is a messenger RNA of Callithrix jacchus (white-tufted-ear marmoset), 1612 nucleotides long. RefSeq names its product arylformamidase (gene AFMID). Gene Ontology annotation, molecular function: arylformamidase activity. Lineage: Eukaryota; Metazoa; Chordata; Mammalia; Primates; Cebidae. The record is from RefSeq and is a predicted model, not a curated record.
CUCUCCGCCCACCCAAUUUAAAGGGGCGGAGCGAGGCGGGGUUUAGGCUAUAUAAAGGGGCGAGAUGCAGACCCAUCCGGCUGUAGACCGCGCGAUGGAGGUUUCCGGUGUGGGUGUUUCGGGCGAGGCUCCUUGGAAGAAGAUGUCUGCAGAGGAGCUGGAGCACCAGUACCUCCCCAGGCAAUGGGUCGUCCGACUGGGAGCGGAAGAAGCCUUGAGGACCUACUCACAGAUAGGAAUUGAAGCUACCAGGAGAGCCCAGGCCACCUGGAAGAGCCUGCUGCACGUCCCCUAUGGAGAUGGAGAAGGGGAGAGAGUGGACAUCUACUUUCCCAACAAGGUGGCUGAAGGUGCCUUGCCUUUCUUCCUGUUCUUUCAUGGAGGAUACUGGCAGAGUGGAAGUAAGGACCAGUCCGCCUUCAUGGUCGACCCACUGGCAGCGCAGGGAGUGGCCGUGGUGAUAGUGGGUUAUGACAUCGCCCCUAAAGGCACCCUGGACCAGAUGGUAGACCAGGUGACCCGCAGCAUUGUGUUUGUCCAGAAGCGGUAUCCAAGCAAUGAGGGAAUUUACCUGUGUGGACACUCAGCCGGGGCCCACCUGGCUGCCAUGAUGCUCCUGGCCGACUGGACCAAGCAUGGAGUCACGCCCAACCUAAAAGGCUUUUUCCUGGUGAGUGGAGUCUUUGACCUGGAGCCUAUGGUGUAUACAUCACAGAACGUUGCUCUCCAGCUGACCCUGGAGGAUGCUCGGAGGAAUAGCCCCCAGCUGAAGGUGGCCCAGGCGCAGCCGGCGGACCCUGCCUGCCCUGUGCUGGUGGUCGUGGGCCAGUUUGACUCCCCCGAAUUCCAUCGACAGUCCUGGGAGUUUUACCAGGUACUCCCAGCACAGACCCUGUGUCAAGGAGGGUGGAAAGCCUCGUUUGAAAAGCUCAGCGACGUGGAUCACUUUGAAAUCAUUGAGACUCUGACCCAGAAGGACAGCGUGCUCACCCAGAGACAGAGUCUCCUCUGCUGCACCCAGGCUGGAGUACAGAGGCAAAAUUUUAGUUCUUUGCCGCCUCUUGGGCUUAAGUGGUGAUCCUGCCUCAGCCUCCCGAGUAGCUGGGACUACAAAGAUUUUCUUGAAAACAAUCUUCCAGUAGUUCUCACAAUACCUGGAGCCUGGUCCACGUGCACCCCACCUUGGGAAGCCUCGCCACAGAGCUCUCAGAGCUGAAGCUGACGGUUUCAGUUUUCCCCAGCACCCAGGAGAGCCUCGCUGUGUCUGCCUGCCGGGAAGAGUCCAUUCUCACUGCGUGGACACUUGUGAAAAUCUCCAGGUCCUCCCUCUUCCCAGCCUGGAUGGAGCUCUACGGAGGCUCCAGAGAAGGUCCACAAGUCAAUGCUCUGAGAUGCUGGAGCCACCUCUUGGCCUCGUCUGGCCCCUCAUCUGCUGACAGAGCGUGACAGAAAUGACUUACCUCCAGCGUUUCUGUAUGACCCACGAGCUAAGAAUAGCUUUGCAUUUUUAGAUAGUCCAUAAAGAGUCACAAAAGAGUAUUAUUUCAUAACAUGUAAAAAUUAUAUCAAACUUAAAUUUCCAUGUCAAUAAAUAAAGUUGUAUUGGAAUACG